UGGAAGUCCUCACCGCCGUGGUGUGGAGACUGUCUAGUCCCGGCGUUCCGGAUUUGUCUGUCGUCGUUGCGGACUUGGGAGUUUUGCUGCAGUUAUGCUUCGCCAGAUCAUCGGUCAGGCUAAGAAGCACCCGAGCUUGAUCCCCCUCUUCAUAUUUAUUGGAGCAGGAGGUACUGGAGCUGCAUUGUACGUCAUGCGUCUGGCAUUGUUCAAUCCAGAUGUCAGUUGGGACAGAAAGAAUAACCCAGAACCCUGGAACAAACUGGGUCCCAAUGAUCAAUACAAGUUCUACUCAGUGAAUGUGGAUUACAGCAAACUGAAGAAGGAAGGUCCAGACUUCUAAAUGAAAUGUUUCACUCUAAAGCUGCUUAGAAUGAAGGUCUUCCAGAAGCCAUCCGCACAAUUUUCCACUUAACCAGGAAAUAUUUCUCCUCUAAAUGCAUGCAGUCAUGUUGAUUUAUUGGAGUUUAUUACACUGAAUAAUAAAUAUGUGAAACUUGGAA
Messenger RNA from Lepus europaeus (European hare), 503 nucleotides. It is a transcript of the gene COXFA4, whose product is annotated as NDUFA4 mitochondrial complex associated. NCBI's taxonomy places the organism in Eukaryota, Metazoa, Chordata, Mammalia, Lagomorpha, Leporidae. The record is from RefSeq and is a predicted model, not a curated record. The transcript has 4 exons. Bases 95 to 343 code for a protein of 82 amino acids.